AAAUUCUUAGACUCUCUAGUCAAUUCUCCUCCAAAAAGCCACUCCAUUACUUCCACCUUUUUCUCUCUCCUAUUUCUAAUCACUCAUAAUCAUGCUCGUGACUUUUCCUUCCUCCACUCACCCAAACUACUCUCUUCACCUCCACCUCCUCUCCCUCCUCCUAAAAUGCGCACAACUCAUCUCCGCCGGAAACCUCACCGACGCCGGCGAUCUUUUACCGGAAAUCUUCGAACUCUCCUCCCCAUUCAACUCUCCGGCAUCCCGUGUCGCCGCCUACUUCGCCACCUCUCUUCAAUCUCACCUCCUCCUCAAUUUUCUCUCUCCUCCACUUCACCACCAACUUCCAUCAUCACUAACUCUUAUCUCCUCUCAACUCAACAACUUCCACUCAUCACUACAAUCCUACAAUUCUCUCACCCCUUUUGUUAAAUUCUCUCACUUCACAGCUAAUCAAGCCAUCUUCGACGCCCUCAACGGCUAUGAUCGUGUCCACGUCAUCGAUUUGGAUAUCAUGCAGGGACUUCAAUGGCCUGGAUUCUUCCACAUCUUAGCUUCUCGUACACGUAAGCUAACCUCGGUUAAACUCACUGGGUUCGGUCCUUCGUCCGAGUCACUCGCUCGAACCGGUGCUCGACUCGCUGAGUUUGCUGACUCGGUCGGGGUUCCUUUCCGGUUCAACCCGGUUCAGGGUCAAAUCGGGAAUUUAUCCGCGUCGGACUUGAGUCGACUCAGUGUAGAGCCGAGUGAUGAAGAGGUUACGGUCGUGCAUUGCGUGCAUCAUGGGUUGUACGACAUAAGUGGGUCCCAUCUUGGUACGAUGAAGGUGUUGAAUAGGAUAAGGCCUAGGUUAGUUACUAUGGUCGAGCAAGAUAUUCACGUGUGUCAAUGUCAUAGUAGUAACAAUAAUAAUAAUAAUAAUAACGAUAAUAUUAAUACGACGUCGUUUUUCGAGAGGUUUGUGGGUGCAUUGCGGUAUUAUUCUGCUUUGUUUGAUGCGGUAGGAGAAGGAUUAGAUGAGGAUAGUGUGGAGAGGCAUCACGUGGAACAUUAUCUUUUCGGGAGCGAAAUUCGGAACAUUUUAGCAGGUGGUGGUGGUGGUGGUGGUGGUGGUGGUGAUCACGGAGUGAGGAGGUGGGGCGAGGAGCUUAUUCGGGCCGGGUUCGAACCGUUGUCGUUGGCGGGUAGCCCAGCGGCACAAGCUAGUUUAUUGCUAGGGAUGUUCCCAUGGAAAGGGUACACUUUGAUGGAAGAAAAUGGGUGUUUAAGGUUAGGAUGGAAGGAUUUGCCUUUGAUCACUGCCUCAGCUUGGCAACUUACUGAUUUUAGUAUUACUAAUAAUGGUAUUACUAAGAAUAGUAAUGUCUUGAGGAGUUAGGGUAAUUAUUUUAGUAAAUAAUGAAAAUUGAUUGGAAGUUCAUUAUUGGUUUUUUUUUUAACAAUUAAGGUAUCCACCGCCGAUAGCUAAUUCUUUCGUUGCGGGUGCUUUACUUAAGGGUAAAAGACUGGUUAAGAAUCUCUUUUCAUUCCCAAAAAUUGAGGAUCGGAACCCCCAAUCAAUUAAUUAAGAGAUAGAGUGAACAAUCACUAUGUCAAGGUCACUUGAUGAAAGGGAGAAUUGCAUGGGUUUGGGAUGAAUAAUAUUGGUGAUGAGAUUGAGAAGUACAUAUAUGAUUGUAAAGUUGGGUCAAUGUUUUUUGAGAUAAUUAAGGGGAAAGUAAAAGAAAGAAAAAGGUACAUUGAUCAAACUUUUUGAGAAUUUGGAUUCCUUUUUUGUACUCGUCAAAAGUUGGGUUCAAAAGGUGGAAGACUUUUCACGUGUAAUUAUUAUUUUUAUAUAUAUUCAAUCAUAUUUUUGGUGA
Molecule: messenger RNA, 1859 nt
Organism: Beta vulgaris subsp. vulgaris (sugar beet)
Lineage: Eukaryota; Viridiplantae; Streptophyta; Magnoliopsida; Caryophyllales; Amaranthaceae
Product: scarecrow-like protein 23
Exons: 1
Coding region: 92-1375 (427 amino acids)
Biological process (GO): leaf development; bundle sheath cell fate specification; regulation of DNA-templated transcription
Cellular component (GO): nucleus
Molecular function (GO): DNA-binding transcription factor activity; sequence-specific DNA binding
Source: RefSeq, a predicted model, not a curated record